Acanthoscelides obtectus is the source of this 726-nucleotide messenger RNA. NCBI's taxonomy places the organism in Eukaryota, Metazoa, Arthropoda, Insecta, Coleoptera, Chrysomelidae. The record is from the annotation of a GenBank genome assembly.
AUGUCUCGAAGGCAUUGGACAAGCAACCACAUCAUUGAUGAUAGACAUGUGACAUAUCGCGCGAUUGAGGCGUCCUUGAAGAUCUCAAAGACCUCAAUUCAAGAAAUUUUACAAGGAGAAUUAGGAGUAAGCAAAUUAGUUUCUCGUUGGAUACGCCACCUGUUGACUGAAGAGCAGAAAGCAGCCAGGGUUAAUUACAUUGUUAGUGGUGAUGAAUCGUGGAUUUACUGUUAUGAACCAGAAAAUAAACGACAGUCGGCUGUUUGGGUGUUCCAAGGUGAAGAAAAGCCAACAAAAGUCAUCCGCUCUAAUGAGCUUAAUGAGCAAAGAACUGUUACUGCAGAUUGGUAUACCACCAUUUGUUUGCCAAAAGUCAUCCCCGAGCUUCGAAAAAUCAACCCCGAAAGAAGAAUCAUCCUCCACCAAGACAAUGCAAGCUCGCACACAGCCCAAAAAACAAGGCAGUAUUUAACGGAAGAAAACGUGGAAUUAUUGGACCAUCCUCCAUAUAGUCCCGAUCUAAGUCCUAACGAUUUCUUUACUUUCCCGAAAAUUAAAAACAGACUGCCUGGUCAAAGGUUCCAGUCACCAGAAGAAGCAGUUGACGCAUUCAAAAAUGCCGUUUUGGAUAUGCCAGCAAACGAGUGGAAUAAGUGCUUCGAAAAUUGGUUCGAGCGCAUGCAGAUAUGUAUUAAUCUUCAUGGAGAAUACUUCGAAAAACAAUAA